AUGUUUUCUAGAUUGAUAGCAUACAUACGUUCCAUAACACGAGGAUAUAGGACACUGAAUAGAAACGAUUCAAUUGAUGUUGAAAAGUCUACCGAAGAGACACCUCUAAUUAUCAAGGGACUUGCAUCACCAAACCCUUUCGGGGAUGAUUCGGAUGAUAAGAGCAAAGGAAUUGAGAAGUCACAUCCAAAUAUUGAGAUCUCGGAACAGUUUGAUAUAGAUCUCUCACUUCAAGCACAUACAAAUCAGAGCGAAACAGUCUUUGUUGAUCCAGCAAUCAAGAAACAGAUUGACGAAUCAUACGAUACAAUCGAUUGUACUUCGCAAAUGUCCAGUAACGCAUCAGAGCUUCUUCCAUCUGAACAGCAUCCCAGAGCUUUGAGUGGUUUCUUUGAGUUAGUAUUUAAAGCAACUCAUAUUGCAAGGGAAACUCUAUCCAAAAUGGAGAACGAAAAAAACGAACAAAGCGAUCGAUUUCGAUAUAAUUCGGAAAUAUUCAACAACGCUUUAGAACUCCAUUCCUUUGAACAGCAUCCCAGAGCUUUGAGUGGUUUCUUUGAGUUAGUAUUUAAAGCAACUCAUGUUGCAAGGGAAACUCUAUCCAAAAUGGAGAACGAAAAAAACGAACAAAGUAAUCAACUUCGAUAUAAUUCGGAAACACUCAACAAUGCCUCAGAACUUUGUCCUUCUGAACAGUAUUCCAAAGCUUUGAGUGGUUUCUUUGAGUCAGUAUUUAAAGCAGCUCACAUAGCAGCGGAAAAUCUAUCCAAAAUAGAGAACGAACAAAGUAACCGACUUGGAUACAACUCGGAAACAUGUAUUCCAGCUCCAUCCUCGAAUCCCUUCCCUAGAUCACCUGAAGCAAUUCAAUCCUCAAUAAAUGCUCUAGAAACAAUGGAUGAAGAAAGUAGCUGA
Messenger RNA from Botrytis byssoidea, 915 nucleotides. RefSeq lists its product as uncharacterized. The coding region runs from base 1 to 915 and encodes 304 amino acids. The record is from RefSeq and is a predicted model, not a curated record. NCBI's taxonomy places the organism in Eukaryota, Fungi, Ascomycota, Leotiomycetes, Helotiales, Sclerotiniaceae. The transcript has a single exon.